CCUAAAGUGAAGUUAAUGGCCUACACAACGUAUAUUAGGCCUACCUUGGAGUACGCUGCAUCGGUAUUGUGGGACCCCUAUAGAAAAAAUCAAAUUGGUGAACUGGAAAAAGUUCAGAGGAAGGCGGCGCGAUUUAUUCUAUCCAAAUACAAGCGACUUGAUUCUGUCACAGAUAUGCUGAACAGCCUCAACCUCCCCUUACUUUCUGUCGGUCGAAAAAUUGCUCGACUAAAGUUAUUCUUUAUGUUUUCUCAUCACCUGUAUAACAUUAACCCGGAUUCUAGAUUAACACAUCGCGCAUCGAGAGAACUCAGAUACGUUAGCACUAAUCAGUUUGAAGUGCCCACAUGUAAUAUUGACGCUUAUAGGUUUUCUUUUUUCCCUAGAACUGUGAAAAACUGGAAUGAUCUCCCACAAAAUAUAUUGUCAUUGGACUGUUUAGAUGAUUUUGAGAGCGCCCUUUUGAAUAUGACUGGUUUGGAAUGAUAAAUAGUAGUUAAAUAUUUUUUGGAAACUUCGUUAAAGA
Molecule: messenger RNA, 526 nt
Organism: Ixodes scapularis (black-legged tick)
Lineage: Eukaryota; Metazoa; Arthropoda; Arachnida; Ixodida; Ixodidae
Exons: 2
Source: RefSeq, a predicted model, not a curated record